CUGUGCUGAAUGGAAUGGUCCAAAGAUUUACCUUCCUCUUGAGAAUUUUAGUAGCAGACGACCUCUCUUCUCCGACCGCUUUAUAUAUUUUACAAUCGUGUACCUGUUCUUUCUUUCUGUCAAGUUUCGUUUCUGAUAGCAGAUUAUAACAUGGACCCCGAAGAAAGAAUAAGACGCCGAGAAGAACGAAGAAGACGACGCGAGGCGGAGAAAGCUGCUGCAUUGGAGCAAGAAACGAAAGAAAGCAAUAUCCGAUCCAGUCGAGAGGAAGCAGCGCACACGUCACAUGACUAUGAGCAGACGACACCAACACUAGAACCAGAAAAGAACAAUGAACCCGAUUCAGAGCAGGUACCUACUGAAAACGUGCUCUUUGUGAACGAUGACGACUCGCGAUGCAAUGGCGAUAAUGAAGAAUAUGACAAUGAAAAUGUGGAACAACAAAAGGAGGACUAUACAUUAAUGAACAGACCUGAUUCGGAUGCAGAGGAAUUAACGCCGUCAGUCACGGAGGAGAAUAAAGAACGAACUGAAAAUAAGGUGAAAGUGGGGAAACUGAGUAAGAUAUCUCCGCCAAAACCGUCACCUAGUCAGAAUUCGUCGCAAACUGAGCCCGAAGCUUUAAAUGUUUAUAAGGAGAUGAAGUUGAAGAAAGAACAAGAUGAGUCGAUGAAAACCGCCCUAUUGGAACUGCGAUUGGAGCAAACACAAAUUCAUGAAGAAAUAGAUUAUACUGUUGUUCUACACGAACAGUGA
This is a messenger RNA of Anneissia japonica, 756 nucleotides long. RefSeq lists its product as uncharacterized. The record is from RefSeq and is a predicted model, not a curated record. Lineage: Eukaryota; Metazoa; Echinodermata; Crinoidea; Comatulida; Comatulidae. Bases 151 to 756 code for a protein of 201 amino acids. The transcript has 6 exons.